Fukomys damarensis (Damara mole-rat) is the source of this 3668-nucleotide messenger RNA. It is a transcript of the gene Tubgcp4, whose product is annotated as tubulin gamma complex associated protein 4. The record is from RefSeq and is a predicted model, not a curated record. Gene Ontology annotation, molecular function: microtubule minus-end binding; gamma-tubulin binding. The transcript has 18 exons. NCBI's taxonomy places the organism in Eukaryota, Metazoa, Chordata, Mammalia, Rodentia, Bathyergidae. Gene Ontology annotation, cellular component: centrosome; gamma-tubulin complex; spindle pole. The coding region runs from base 130 to 2130 and encodes 666 amino acids. Gene Ontology annotation, biological process: mitotic cell cycle; spindle assembly; cytoplasmic microtubule organization.
GGGUCCUGCGAACUGCAGCGGAGCUUUCAGUCUCUUGGACUCGGAGAAAGAAGGGCGCUCCCCGGCGGCCGGCUGGAGGGGUGCGGGAGGGUGAGCGACGUAGCUAGGGACUCCGAGUCCGCCGAGGGGAUGAUCCACGAACUGCUCCUGGCUCUGAGCGGCUACCCGGGGUCCAUUUUCACCUGGAACAAGCGCAGUGGCCUGCAGGUGUCCCAGGAUUUCCCAUUUCUCCACCCCAGUGAGACCAGCGUCCUGAAUCGACUCUGCCGGCUUGGCACAGACUAUACCCGCUUCACUGAGUUCAUUGAACAGUACACAGGCCAUGUGCAGCAACAGGAUCACCAUCCAUCACAGCAGGGCCAAGGCGGGUUACAUGGAAUCUACCUAAGGGCCUUCUGCACAGGACUGGAUUCAGUUUUGCAGCCUUAUCGCCAGGCACUGCUUGAUUUGGAACAAGAGUUCUUGGCAGACCCCCAUCUCUCCAUAUCACACGUCAAUUACUCCUUAGAUCAGUUCCAGCUCCUUUUUCCCUCUGUGAUGGUUGUAGUAGAGCAAAUUAAAACUCAAAAGAUUCAUGGCUGUCAGAUCCUGGAGACAGUCUACAAACACAGCUGUGGGGGUCUGCCUCCUGUUCGAAGUGCACUGGAAAAAGUCCUGGCUGUGUGUCAUGGGGUCAUGUAUAAGCAGCUCUCAGCCUGGAUGCUGCAUGGACUUCUCUUGGACCAGUAUGAAGAGUUCUUUAUUAAACAGGGUCCAUCUACUGGCAGUAUCAGUGCUCAGCCAGAAGAGGAUGAGGAGGACCUGGGCAUUGGGGGACUGACAGGAAAGCAAUUGAGAGAGCUCCAAGACUUGCGCCUGAUUGAGGAAGAGAACAUGCUGGCACCAUCUCUAAAGCAGUUUUCCCUACGGGUAGAGAUUUUACCAUCAUACAUUCCAGUGAGGGUUGCUGAAAAAAUCCUCUUCGUUGGAGAGUCCGUGCAAAUGUUUGAGAACCAAAAUGUGACCCUGACCAGAAAAGGCUCCAUUUUGAAGAACCAGGAGGAUACUUUUGCUGCGGAGCUGCAUCGGCUAAAGCAGCAGCCACUCUUCAGUUUAGUGGAUUUUGAGCAAGUGGUGGAUGGUAUUCGGAGCACUGUGGCUGAGCAUCUCUGGAAGCUGAUGGUAGAAGAGUCAGAUUUACUGGGUCAGCUGAAGAUCAUUAAAGACUUUUACCUUCUGGGACGAGGAGAACUGUUUCAGGCCUUCAUUGACACGGCUCAGCACAUGUUAAAAACGCCGCCCACUGCAGUAACUGAGCAUGAUGUGAAUGUGGCUUUUCAGCAGUCAGCACACAAGGUAUUGCUGGAUGACGACAACCUUCUCCCUCUGUUGCACUUGACCAUCGAGUUUCAUGGGAAGGAGCACAAAGAUGGCAUUCAGGCAAGAGAAGGGCCUUCUCGGGAAACUUCCCCCCGGGAAGCCCCUGCAUCUGGCUGGGCAGCCCUGGGCCUUUCCUACAAAGUACAGUGGCCUCUGCACAUUCUUUUCACCCCAGCUGUACUGGAAAAGUACAACGUUGUUUUCAAGUAUCUGCUGAGUGUGCGCCGGGUCCAGGCUGAACUGCAGCACUGCUGGGCCCUGCAGAUGCAGCGCAAGCACCUCAAGUCUAACCAGACCGAUGCAGUCAAGUGGCGCCUUCGAAAUCACAUGGCUUUCCUGGUGGAUAACCUCCAGUACUAUCUCCAGGUAGAUGUGCUAGAAUCUCAGUUCUCACAGCUGCUUCAUCAGAUCAAUUCUACCCGUGACUUUGAAAGCAUCCGAAUGGCUCACGACCACUUCCUAAGCAACUUGCUGGCCCAGUCCUUUAUCCUGCUGAAACCCGUGUUUCAUUGCCUGAAUGAAAUCCUAGAUCUCUGUCACAGUUUCUGUUCCCUGGUCAGUCAGAACCUGGGCCCACUGGAUGAGCGUGGAGCUGCCCAGCUGAGCAUUCUCGUGAAGGGCUUUAGCCGCCAGUCUUCACUCCUGUUCAAGAUUCUCUCCAGUGUUCGGAAUCAUCAGAUCAACUCCGAUCUGGCCCAGCUACUGUUACGGCUAGAUUAUAAUAAAUACUAUACCCAGGCUGGUGGAACUUUGGGCAGUUUUGGGAUAUGAAAAUUUCUGCUUCCAUAAACUGAUAAAACAGUCAGUUCCACCACUUCCCACGUUUAUAACAGAAGAUUCACAACACUUACCCACUCACCAAACACCGCUGUCUGAUGAGAAGGCUCUGCCCUUUCUCUUGGAAGCAACCUAGAGGUAUAAACCCUUCCCAUCAUUCCCAUAUGGUAGGUGACUGCCCCACUUCUGGGAGGGUUCUUAACUUGCCAGCCAAGGAGGGUGUGUGGUGUCAUCCACUGUCCCUCUACUGGCCUUGCAAGAACUCUGCUUCUUCACCCUGAAACAUCUGCUGGAUGUGUUCAUUUAUACAGCAGUAGUUUUAUUAAGCAUUUACUAUAUGCCUUGGUACAAUUCAAGGUGUGGGAGAUACAGCAGUAAACAGAUCAGAAAGUUAAAUAUUUUGUAAUUGACAUGUAGAAAAGAAAUUAUAAACAAUUUAACUGCUGGAUAUCACCAAGACAGACACAGGAAAAUAGCCUUUCCCUCUUUUAACUUUAUACCUACACAGAUUAUUUUUCCUCCUCAAAAAUGUACGAAAGUCUCCUACCCUUAAGGAUCUUCAGAACUGAAUCUGAAGAAUUUGGUCGGUAAGCCCCAAUUCUUUUAGACAAGUAAAAGGGCAGCUCUACCUAAUGAGAAUAUAAAGCAGUUCCCUAAAAGAAAAAAAUCAUUAGUGUCAGUGUAGACAAAAUAAAUAUUCAUUGAACUCCCUCAAAUUAGAAAAAAACACAAGUUCUGGCCUUAGUUUGUAGUAAAUGAACCUGGUCUUCAUCUUCUAGAGCACACUGUGAAACCCUUCAUCCCCACUACAGCUGUCAACUAAAGAUGAACUUCCACUAGAGCAGGGCUUGGCAGCCGUCACCUGCUGUGAGAUGGCCACACUCCACUCUCCUAGCCCAUGACUGCACACAGACUAGAUGGCCCACAAAACCUAACAUCUUUACUGCCUGUCUCUAGAGGAGAGGGUAUACAGGGGCAGGGAAGGAAGAGCUUCCGGCUGCUAUGAUGGCAACAGUCGUAGUGGGUCUCCGAGUGGAGUGUUCCAGUCACUCCACUGACGGCUGCUGGUCCCUUCGCUUUCUCCUGAGCAUGGGGGAAACAACAGGUCAGCUGUCCAGAGUGAACUCUGCUCAGAGGGAAGUGACACCUUUUUAGCAGGAACUGACAGCUGUCCCACUCCACUUUGGGCCUAAUAGUCUGGUCCCUUGCCUAUUUUAAAAUCAAGUUUUUGGAACCACAGCAUUUUAAAGAGCCUGGAUAACUUUUUGACAAUGGUGCCAAAACAGAGUUCACUGCCAAAUUUUUAUUUUCCUUGGCCAACUGUCCUAAAGUGAACAAACCUAUGAGACUUUCAGAGAAAGUCCUGUUUGUUUGUUGAGGUCAAGCUCAAAGAAACAGAUGAAGAAAUCCCAGUUACUACAACCAAAGAGAUUCAACAUUUAUUUUAUCAUAAAAGUCCAGCAAAUAAAACUAUAUACAAGAUCCAUGCAAAGAAUCCAGUUACACACGACACAUUUAAAACCUGGUUAAAA